This is a messenger RNA of Pistacia vera, 898 nucleotides long. RefSeq names its product 7-deoxyloganetin glucosyltransferase-like. The coding region runs from base 1 to 696 and encodes 231 amino acids. NCBI's taxonomy places the organism in Eukaryota, Viridiplantae, Streptophyta, Magnoliopsida, Sapindales, Anacardiaceae. The transcript is spliced from 2 exons. The record is from RefSeq and is a predicted model, not a curated record. Gene Ontology annotation, molecular function: UDP-glycosyltransferase activity.
AUGAGGAAUUCUGUAGCAGCAUACUAUGUUUUUGAAGAUGAAGUCCUUGAGCUUUUUGGUGGUGAUCACGGCCAAGGGUUCAACCUUGGCCCGCUUGGUGAAUGGCUAUACUCAAAAGAACCCAAUUCAGUUGUUUACGUGAACUUUGGUAGUGUUGCAGUCAUGACGGCCCAUCAACUAAUUGAGUUUGCGUGGGGACUUGCGAACAGCAAGCAAACCUUUUUGUGGGUCAUUAGGCCCGACCUUGUUGCUGGUGACACAGCAAUUCUACCACCAGAGUUUUUGACAGAGAUCAAAGAAAGGAGUAUUUUAGCAAAUUGGUGUCCUCAGGAACAAGUUUUAAGCCACCCAUCAGUUGGUGGAUUCUUAACCCAUAGCGGGUGGAAUUCUACGCUUGAAAGUAUCGGUGGUGGAGUUCCCAUGGUUUGCUGGCCCUUUUUCGCUGAACAACAAACAAAUUGCCGAUACAGUUGCAAAGAGUGGGGCAUAGGCAUGGAGAUAGAUAACGACGUGAAAAGAGAUGAAGUUGAAAUCCUUGUUCGAGAGUUGAUGGAGGGAGAGAAAGGGAAAGAGAUGAAAAAGAAAGCCACUGAAUGGAAGAAGAUGGCUAAACAUGCCAUUACUGCUCCUGCAGGAUCAUCUUACAGGAAUCUGGACGAGGUUAUCAACAAAGUGCUUCUGACUCCAAGAAGUUAGACUUAUUAAAUGCGUCAUGGAUUGCCAACUUUAAAUUUCUUCCUUCUUGUGAUUCAAAUCUCUCUAUGUUUGGACCUAGUAUUUCAUUUAUUAUCGUAAUCCAUGCCGAUAUAAAGUGUAAACGCAUCCCUCCAUACUUCAAUUAUACCAUAGAUCAGGUCGGUUGUGCGUCAUUCCGGCACCGGCCAUUUUUGUUGUAGUC